AUGGUCGAGGGCGACAAAACUCGAUGGAUUAUCUGGAAAAUCGUCGUCCCACUAUGGAAAGCUACUCUCGGACGAUUCAUCUUCGUCAAAUACUCGCCUCACGGGGAAGUCGAAGCGGCCACCAUGAGGUUCAUUCGCGAGCGGACGACAAUCCCUGUUCCGAGGGUCUGGGGUGUCCUAACUUUCCAAGGACUCCCGUAUAUUUUCAUGUCUCGCCUUCCAGGGCGUGAUCUAUGGGAAUCCGAUCUCUGGGAGUCUCUUUCUGAGUCCGUGAAGGAGCGAAUCGUCUCGCAGCUUCGGGGCUACGUGGCUCAGCUACGCGCGCUCGAACCUCCUACAAAGCCGCCUUUCAUCUGCAGCGUCCUCGGUGGCCCCGUUCUCGACCACCGGCUCUCUACAACAGGUCCAUAUGGGCCAUACAGAGAUGAAGCACAGUUCAACUCUCAGCGCCGCCGAGGCCUCACCGUGGAACAAUACGCCGCCAACUACAAGUCCCCUUCCGAAAUCCUCGACGCCGUUCGACGCGCGCACGCCAUCCGUCAUUCGAUUGUCUUCACCCAUAAUGACCUGCACCCAGGAAAUAUCCUCGUAGAAGAUGGUCGUGUAACGGGCAUCGUCGAUUGGGAGUGCGCAGGAUGGUUCCCUGCGCAUUGGGAGUACAUCAAAGCUCUGUUCCUGAUUCACGAUCCCAAAGAUCCUUGGCUCAAGGACGUACCGAAAUUCAUACCUGCGUUCGAAUUCGAAGCUGAUGUGGAUAUAAACUAUAUUGGCUGGUCGCGCGACUGGAUGGGGGUGGUAUUGGAACCCGACUUCGAUGAAAAUGUCGGAUUCCCAGUGGCAGAUUCCUUGAUAUAG
Cyclocybe aegerita is the source of this 855-nucleotide messenger RNA. NCBI's taxonomy places the organism in Eukaryota, Fungi, Basidiomycota, Agaricomycetes, Agaricales, Hemipholiotaceae. The record is from the annotation of a GenBank genome assembly.